This is a messenger RNA of Heterocephalus glaber (naked mole-rat), 5936 nucleotides long. It is a transcript of the gene Myom2, whose product is annotated as myomesin 2. Gene Ontology annotation, biological process: sarcomere organization. NCBI's taxonomy places the organism in Eukaryota, Metazoa, Chordata, Mammalia, Rodentia, Bathyergidae. Gene Ontology annotation, cellular component: M band. Gene Ontology annotation, molecular function: protein binding. The record is from RefSeq and is a predicted model, not a curated record.
GGAGGCCCUUCACCGGGCAGCAGGCGUGGGAGCAUGGGGUUUCCGAGGCUCCUGGCGCUCACUUCCCGUGUACCGUUUUCUCUGCUUUCCAUCAGAGCCAUGCAAGGCAGCUCUGCCCUGCUGCUGCACACGUUUCCUUGGUGGGGCUGAGGUGCACAGGCUGCAGUGUGGAUGCGGCUCUCAGGUUAGGGCCGCCGCUCCCACGAGCCCCCUCCUCUCGGCACAGGCCGGCCACAUGUGCAUUGUUCGCAUGUGGACACACACGCUGUGCAGAGCGAGGGCCACCUGCGGGCUCCAUGCUCUGUGUGUCCAGACUGCGCCUGCCUGCUGUAAGGACUAUAAAUAAGCCCAGCCUGGCGAGUAGGCAGCUCUGCUCCAGCUAAGCCAGCCCAAGGUAAAAUCCAGUGCCAACCGAGUGGCUUCUGAGCGCACAUACACGCGCACACACACACACACACACACACACACACACUCGGAACCUGCAGGGCUGCCCCAGCUUCUUUGGCCCAGGACCCACAGCUGGAGGUGCCCGGCUGGCAGUCAGUGCCCAACGCACAGCGCCCAGGGACCUGAGAGCCUCACGUCCUGACAUCAGUCUCCUGCCAGGGAGCUGCAGUGAGGACAGACUGGAGCUGGAGCUGAGAACUGGGGUCUGAGGCGGGGCUGGUGGAGGAGACUGCGGGUGGACGGUCAGUGGCUGCCACAGCUCAAGGGUCCUGGUCCCGGGGACGGGCAAGGCAGGACUUGGAAGGACACUUUGCUCAUUCUGACUCUGUUUCCCCCUUCUCACCUGGCAUUCUGCUCUGGAGAGCGUGGUGAUUUAUGGGCCAGAUGUCAGCUGGGAGAGGCCGGCCCUCAUCCUAAAUUUAGCCUCUCUUGGCCAUAAAUGGGGGCAGCAGGUGCUCAGCCCGGAGGGAUCAGCUCUGCAGCCUUGGCCAGGGUCUGAGCUCCGUGACCCGUGGGCCAGUGAGUGCUCUCCUCUGCCCUCUGCUCCCUCCGUCUUAGUCUUCAAGGCCGUACUGUCCCCGCCUCCCUUCUGAGACAUCUGUCUUCCCUGUGCCAUGCGGCCCUGUGCCACUAGCCUGGGUGAGCUGGCUGAUUCCUGUGGCUGUCACCAGGUUCUCAGAAAAGAGAUGAAGUGAGCGGAGGGAAAACUGGAAAGAGCUGCUGCAGCCCACUGAGCUCAUUGGCAUUCCAAGUGUGGAAACAUCAGGACACAACUGGCAAAGAGCGGGAGCCCUCAACAUGUCCCUGGUGGCCAUGCCCUUCUACCAGAAGAGACACAAGCACUUCGACCAGUCGUACCGCAACGUUCAAACCCGGUACCUUCUGGAUGAAUAUGCAUCCAAGAAGCGAGCGUCCAUGCAGUCCUCUACCCAGAGCUACCUCGCACAGAAGUCGUCCGCACAGAGGGCCGCCAGCCGGACCUCAGCAGCGGCCACGAGCGUGAGCACGCGGGAGGAGGAGCAAGAGGAUGAGCACAGGUACCGGUCCCUGGAGGCGGCCUACGGCGAGGCCAAGCGGCAGCGGUUCCUCAGUGAGCUGACGCAGCUGGAGGAGGACGUGAGCCUGGCCCGGACCCACACGCGCAGCAUGCUGGACAAAUACGCCCUGCAGCAGGCGGUGGACGCUCAGAAGGUCUGGGAGUGGCACGAUUUCGAGGAGCGCAUGAGGCGGGCCCCGGAGAUCCUGGUGCGGCUGAGGUCGCACACAGUCUGGGAGAGAAUGUCGGUGACACUGUGCUUCACGGUGCAGGGCUUUCCUACCCCUGUGGUGCAGUGGUACAAGAAUGGCAGCCUGAUCUGCCAGGCAGGUGAGCCCGGGAAGUACCUCAUCGAAAGCAGGUACGGCGUGCACACACUGCAGAUCAACAGGGCAAACUUCGAUGACUCGGCCACGUACUCUGCGGUGGCGACAAACGUCCACGGACAGGUGUCGACCAACGCUGCGGUGGUGGUGAAAAGGUUCCGCGGGGAUGAGGAGCCUUUCCACUCCGUGGGACUCCCGAUCGGGCUGCCCCUGUCCGCCGUCAUCCCCUACACCCACUUCGACGUGCAGUUUCUGGAGAAAUUCGGCGUCACCUUCAGGAGAGAAGGCGAGACCCUCACGCUCAAGUGCACCGUGCUGGUGACGCCAGACCUGAAGAGAGUGCAGCCGCGGGCUGAGUGGUACCGGGACGAUGUGCUGCUGCAGGAGUCCAAGUGGACCAAGAUGUUCUUUGGGGAAGGCCAGGCCUCCCUGUCCUUCAGCCACCUGAACAAGGACGACGAGGGGCUGUACACCCUGAGGAUCGUGUCCCGCGGCGGAGUCAGUGACCACAGCGCCUUCCUGUUCGUCAGAGAUGCCGACCCGCUGGUCACAGGGGCUCCCGGGGCGCCCAUGGACCUGGAGUGCCACGAUGCCAACCGGGACUACGUCAUUGUGACCUGGAAGCCGCCCAACACGACCACCGAGAGCCCGGUCAUCGGCUACUUCAUCGACCGGUGCGAGGUGGGGACCGACAACUGGGUGCAGUGCAACGACGCACCUGUGAAGACCUGCAAGUACCCGGUGACCGGGCUCUUCGAGGGCCGGUCCUAUCUGUUCCGCGUGAGGGCUGUCAACAGCGCAGGCAUCAGCCGGCCCUCCCGGGUCUCCGUCGCCGUGGCUGCCCUGGACCCCGUGGACCUCAGGAGGCUGCAAGCAGUCCACUUGGAGGGAGAGAAGCCGACCGUGAUCUCCAAGGACGACCUGGAAGGUGACGUUCAGAUCCCAGGUGCCCCCACCGACGUGCACGCCUCCGAGAUCAGCAGGACCUAUGUGGUCCUCAGCUGGGAGCCUCCCACACCCCGUGGCAAGGAGUCCUUACUGUACUUCAUCGAGAAGUCUGUGGUUGGCAGUGGCACCUGGCAGCGUGUCAAUGCGCAGAUGGGCGUGAAGUCCCCUCGCUUCGCUGUCUUUGACCUGGCGGAUGGGAAGUCCUAUGUGUUCCGGGUGCUGUCAGCCAACAAGCACGGCCUGAGCGACCCGUCAGAGACCACGCCUCCCAUCCAGGCGCAGGACAGCAUUGUGGUCCCUUCUGCACCCGGCCGAGUGCAGGCUUCCCGGAACACCAAGACGUCUGUGGUAGUACAGUGGGACCAGCCGAAGCACGCGGAGGACCUACUGGGCUACUACGUGGACUGCUGCGUGGCAGGCACCAACCGGUGGGAGCCAUGCAACCACAAGCCCAUUGGAUACAACAGGUUCGUGGUGCACGGCUUGACCACUGGCGAGCAGUACGUCUUCCGGGUCAAAGCUGUCAACGCCGUGGGCACCAGCGAGAACUCACAGGAGUCCGAUGUCAUCAAGGUGCAGGCGGCCCUGACCGUCCCGUCCCGUCCGUACGGGAUCACCCUGCUGAACUGUGACGGUCACUCCAUGACGCUGGGCUGGAAGGUGCCGAAGUUCAGCGGCGGGACGCCCAUCCUGGGGUACUAUGUGGACAAGCGCGAGGCACAGCACAAGAACUGGCACGAGGUCAACGCCUCGCUGCUGCAGGACAGGAUCCUGACGGUGGAGGGCUUGACAGAAGGCUCCCUGUACGAGUUCAAAAUCACAGCCACCAAUGUGGCAGGAAUCGGGCAGCCCUCGGAUCCCAGCAAGCUCUUCAAGUGUGAGGCCUGGACGGCUCCGGAGCCUGGGCCUGCCUACGACCUGACAUUCUGCGAGGUCCGAGACACAUCGCUGGUGGUGCUGUGGAAGCCGCCUGUGUACCCCGGCAGCAGCCCCGUGUCUGGGUAUUUCGUGGACUGUAAGGAGGUAGAUGCUGGAGAAUGGAAGACUGUUAACCAGGCCACAGCUCCAAACCGUUACCUGAAGGUCUGUGACCUGCAGCGAGGUCAGACCUAUGUGUUCCGAGUGCGGGCAGUGAACACCAGCGGGCCGGGGAAGCCCUCGGACGCAUCGGAGCCCGUGCUGGUGGAGGCCAGGCCAGGCACAAAGGAAAUGAGCGCAGGUGUGGACGAGGAGGGCAACAUCUACCUGGGCUUCGACUGCCAGGAGAUGACCGACGCCUCCCAGUUCACAUGGUGCAAAUCCUACGAGGAGAUCGCGGACGGGGACAGGUUCCGCGUGCACACCGAGGGCGAUCACUCGAGGCUGUACUUUAAGGACCCGGAUCAAGUGGACGUGGGGACUUACUCCGUGUCUGUGAGCGACACGGACGGUGUGUCCUCCAGCUUUGUUUUGGAUGAAGAAGAGCUUGCGCGUUUGAUGGCACUGAGCAACGAGAUCAAGAACCCCACGGUUCCUCUGAAGUCAGAAUUAGCUUAUGAGAUUUUCGAUAAGGGCCAGGUUCGCUUCUGGCUCCAGGCUGAGCACUUGUCGCCCGAUGCCAACUUCCGGGUGGUCAUUAACGACAGAGAAGUCUCUGACAGCGCGACACACAGAAUUAAGUGUGACAAGUCCACAGGGCUUAUUGAGAUGGUCAUGGAUCGAUUUACUUUUGAAAAUGAAGGAACCUACACAGUGCAGAUUCAUGACGGAAAAGCCAAAAACCAGUCUUCUCUGGUUCUCAUCGGAGAUGCUUUCAAGGCUGUCCUGGAAGAGGCUGAGUUUCAAAGGAAAGAGUUUCUCAGGAAGCAAGGCCCUCACUUUUCGGAGUAUUUGCACUGGGACGUCACCGAAGAGUGCGAAGUGCGCCUUGUUUGUAAGGUUGCGAACACCAAGAAGGAAACGGUUUUCAAGUGGCUCAAGGAUGACGUUCUGUAUGAGACAGAGAAGCUGCCUGACCUGGAGAAGGGUGUCUGUGAGCUGCUCAUACCCAAGUUGUCCAAGAGGGACCAUGGCGAGUACAAGGCGACCUUGAAGGACGACAGAGGUCAAGAUGUGUCUGUCCUUGAGAUAGCCGGCAAAGUGUACGAGGACAUGAUCUUGGCCAUGAGUCGAGUCUGCGGAGUCUCUGCCUCUCCCCUGAAGAUCCUCUGCACCCCGGAAGGGAUCCGGCUCCAGUGUUUCAUGAAGUACUUCACGGAGGAGAUGAAAGUCACCUGGUAUCACAAAGAAGCGAAGGUCUCCUCCAGUGAGCACAUGCGGGUCGGAGGCAGCGAGGAGAUGGCCUGGCUGCAGAUCUGUGAGCCCACGGAGAAGGACAAAGGGAAGUACACCUUUGAGAUUUCCGACGGCAAAGACAACCAUCACCGCUCCCUUGACUUCUCUGGACAAGCUUUUGAUGAGGCAUUUGCGGAAUUCCAGCAGCUCAAGGCCGCUGCAUUUGCAGAGAAGAAUCGCGGCAAGGUGAUUGGGGGCUUACCCGACGUGGUGACCAUCAUGGAAGGCAAGACCCUGAACCUGACCUGCACCGUCUUCGGGAACCCGGACCCCGAGGUGGUGUGGUUCAAGAACGACAAGGACAUCCAGCUCAGCGAGCACUUCUCCGUGAAGGUGGAGCAGGCCAAGUACGUGAGCAUGACCAUCACGGGGGUGACCUCGGAGGACUCGGGGAAGUACAGCAUCCACGUGCGGAACAAGUACGGCGGGGAGAAGAUCGAUGUCACCGUCAGCGUGUACAAGCACGGGGAGAAGAUCCCUGACAUCGUGCCGCCCCAGCAGGCCAAGCCCAAGCUCAUCCCGGCCUCCACCUCCGCCGAGUAGGAGAGGGAAGCCGGCCCAGCUGCCGGAGCACUGUGUGCCCUGGGCACCAGGACUCGAGGGCGCCACGCGUGGGCACAUAGCACCUCACUCGGCUUCUGAGCUUUGCACUUGUGAUUGGUGGUUUACAUCUGCCUGGAGGAAUGGCUGGUUUCCACGGGGAAGCAGCUUGUGUGGAUGCAGGGUGGAGGGAGGUGGCUGGGCAGACCUUUCUGACAGGAAGUAGUGCGGCCGUGUCCAGCUGCCCCGUGGUUUGGCCCGUUGAGCCGGUGUUACCUGGUCACGCUGUUUCUUCUGCUUUAGGCCAAUAAAGCUUUAAAAGACUC